CUUUGAAUUUAACCGAGCCGGCCGCUUUUUCUCCCGCGUCUUCUCCAAAACGCUGCCCUUCACCCUAAAAACGACACAGCCUGACGCACCCACCUUGACCGUUCAUCCAGACCGGAGACGCUCCUCCAUUCUCCAUUCUCCAUUUUCAAUCGUCUUCCCCGUCCCAAUAGUCCAUCUCCUCCGCUCAACCGACCCAUACAUCCAUCUCCACCAACUAGCUCAUAGGAUCACUCCCACAGAACCUCAACUCGACCGGAAGCCCACCGGACAGGCUCCCAUCUCCAUCGAUUUCAGUUGAUAAACGAGACACCACGCAAUCCUCAACAAAUCCUCGCCUCCCCUUCUCAUCCUCGAAGCCAUAAUCCCAUCGACAGCCCUCACGAAGACCCAAUCCCUCACCACAGACCCACGCCGGCUUUGGCUCCACGCUGUAGUCUCAGACUCUCUCCCCUCAUCCAUUCGAGCUGGAAAUAUCACCAAAUCAGCGUAGCACCUAUGUUCCGAAAGGUACCAGCAUUUCAGGCCACUCGAAACUGAGUACCCAUUUGUUCUCAGACAGCGGCGUUACACCCGAGCAGGACAGAUUUCCCUUCAGCUGCCCCACCAUCAGUUUUUCGGGUCAAGGAUUUGGGUUCCUUUCAAUGUCUCUUCGAAAACCACCACUUCCUCGAAUCCUCCUUGACAAUGUCUCGUGCAUGAGAAAUGCCCAACAAAUCUUGCGACAUGUAAAUGUCUCCGUUCAUGAUGGAGGGGCACUAGUUCUUACAGGCAGCAAUGGAUCGGGCAAAACCACUUUCUUGCGAAUGCUAGCUGGGUUCUCUAAGCCAUCUGGUGGUCAGAUCCUUUGGAAUGGUCAUGAUGUGACAGAAUCUGGAGUCUUCCACCAGUACAAGCUUCAGCUCAACUGGCUCUCACUGAAAGAUGCUAUCAAAGAAAAGUUUACUGUCCUUGACAAUGUUCAGUGGUUUGAGGUUCUUGAAGGCAAGCAAGGGAAUUCUCUGCCAGCUCUUGAGUUGAUGGGGCUUGGAAGAUUGGCAAAUGACAAGGCAAGAAUGCUGUCAAUGGGCCAGCGAAAGAGGCUGCAGCUUGCAAGGUUGCUGGCUAUUGACCGGCCAAUUUGGUUGCUUGAUGAGCCUUCUGUUGCAUUAGACGAUGAGGGAGUGAAGUUGCUCGAGUACAUUAUUGCAGAGCAUAGAAAGAAGGGAGGAAUUGUGUUUGUUGCAACACAUCUGCCGAUUGAGAUUGAAGAUGCAAUGCAUCUAAGACUGCCACCUAGGUUCCCCAGAAGGAUGACUUUGGUAGAUAUGCUUGAUCGUGCAGACAUCUCAUGAAACAGGAGACGAUAUCUUGCUUCCGAAACUCAGCAGUUGAGAUUGAGCUUCGCAGGUGAGAUGUUCUGGACUGGAGCGGCCCGCAUCAUUUGAGAUGAAGACACACAUGAAGGAUUUAAACUCUGAAUAAAAUGGAUUGUUUAUCUAUUUGUUGUUGGAAACUUGUUUGAAAAUAUCUAUUCUGUCUUCUCCAACGAACUGGAAGAUUGGAUCCAUGAGGAGAAAUAAAGAAUGAAAAAUUAAAUAUUGAA
Manihot esculenta (cassava) is the source of this 1582-nucleotide messenger RNA. Its product is annotated as ABC transporter I family member 1. The coding region runs from base 642 to 1331 and encodes 229 amino acids. NCBI's taxonomy places the organism in Eukaryota, Viridiplantae, Streptophyta, Magnoliopsida, Malpighiales, Euphorbiaceae. The record is from RefSeq and is a predicted model, not a curated record. The transcript has 2 exons. Gene Ontology annotation, biological process: cytochrome complex assembly. Gene Ontology annotation, molecular function: transmembrane transporter activity; ATP binding; ATP hydrolysis activity.